Messenger RNA from Lepisosteus oculatus (spotted gar), 4112 nucleotides. Its product is annotated as dentin sialophosphoprotein. The record is from RefSeq and is a predicted model, not a curated record. Lineage: Eukaryota; Metazoa; Chordata; Actinopteri; Semionotiformes; Lepisosteidae.
CCUGUCCCCAGAGCGCUGGCAGAUGUCACAUGGGCGGCAGACGAGCGGGGUGCACGUAGCUAGACUGGAACAACAACCCGCCUGGAUGGAGCAGCGGGAGGCUGGUCGGGCUCUUGCGCGGAGGCAGGACGCCGCGGCUCCCAGCUCCGAGCGCAGAUGAGAGCUCGCGAGGGAGGACCACCCCAGCCCAGCCGCCCCGAGCUCGCUCGCGGGGCCCCGGCUGCCGGGGCUGGUUGCUAGGGGCAACCGGGAGAGACGGACCCCCCGCACGUGCGGAGCCCCCCCCCCCCGGCUCUCCGAGCAAAAACUCUCUGUCCUGAAGUGGCACAGCGGCCAGGCGCGGCGAAGCGGCUCCUCCUUCCGUUCAGGGCGAAGACGCGCACCAUCCCCAGCGCAGCAGGCUUCGGGAGGGACUCGCUCCGCAGACAGAAAUUGGGAACAAGCGCCUGAAUGGAGAGGGGGAUUCAACCCAUCCGACUUCUCUGCUCUCUGAAGGGGAACUGGAGGGAUACAACGGUGCCGCCGGCUCAUGAUUAAUAAACUGAUUUUAAGUUGAUCAGGGAAGGAAAAAAAAAACACCAGGCAAGAGGCUUUUCAAAGUUCGAGGACGAAAAGCAUGGCAGCAGCUAGGAGGGACAGUCGGGCUGCGGGGGAAGGCACUGAGCUCCCCCCGGCGGAGACGAGGAGCUCCGAACCCGGCUCAGGACAGACGGAGGUGCAGCAGUGCUCAGAGCUGCCACGGGACAGUGGGAAAGCACAGCCGUCUUCAUCCGGGACCGAAAGGCUCUUCGGCUCACUGUGGAAGAGCAGGGGGCUGGGCAAAGUGAUGAGUGGCAGGAAGAAGAGGGACAAUCCCGUGGGGGCCGGGGAGGCAGGCGGAGGGGACCUGGACCGCGAGCAGGAGGCGGGAAGGCCUGCAGCUCAGUGCCAGCGCGCAGCAGUGGAGGAGUGCCUGCUGUCCCUAGGCCCUGCAGCACCAGGUCCCAGCGAGUUUGACAGCUCGAUUCAAGAGGCAGAGGAUAAGCACACCAAGAGGCAAGAGGCAGAGGAGGCUUCUGUGGAGCCCAAGCCCUUGAGCCCAGAGGAAGAUGCCAAGCCGAAGAAGAUGGAGAGAUCCGGUGUCCGAGAUUUCAUCCGGAGACCCGUCUCCAAAAUGUUAUCGCACAAAAGCACAGACAAGAGGGAUCAAGCAGUUGCCAAGGAUGGUGGUGCUGGAGCCCAGGAAGAUUCUGACAAGACGCGGUCAAGGUCUCUAGACCGGCUGGUGGACUCGGAAGUCUCUGCUGCCUGCACAGACCGGGCCGCUGGACCACACGCAGAAGGGGAAACGCCCAAGGCAGUUCCACACGGAACUGGGCACAUGAGACGAUGGCACUCCUUCAAGAAGCUGAUGGUUCCGAAAACUCUCAAAAGGGCCACAGACAGUGGAGCAGAGCAGGACCCUGAUGCAAAAACCUCGGAUGUAUCAGAAACACAAGACAGGUCAGACCUUGCAGUGCAGAAGAGACGGAGGAUGAAGAGAUCAUGGACAUUCCAAGGGCUCAAGAAAGAUCAGUCUUUCUUCAGCAGCCACAACCAAAAUGUGCUCAGCAAAGACGCAGCAGAAGGUCAUACAGAGGCCCGUCAAAGCGAACCGGCAACAUCUGGUGACCCCAGGGCUUUAAAAACUAUGGGGGAAGAAAUAUGCCCUGAGGAAAAUGAUCCGGACCAAGCGGAAGAGAAGGGGACAGGCACACACAGCCACACGAAAUCAAUAGACCAGCAAGCCCAUGAAGCCUGGGUAUCAUUUAAAAAACUAGUGAUCCUGAAAUCAAAGAGAGCCCCAGAUGCCACAAAUGAGGAAGGAGAUGCAGUGACUCCUGCAACAGAUGAGCGGGUUGGGCAAGAUCUGAACAGGUCAGAAAGGCAGCCUUCAAAAAGGGCCGCUGCCUCUAGAGCUGCUUCCUUGAAAAAAUUCAUACUCCGCAAAGGGAAGAGCAAAAGCAUGGAUCUAGGGGACACUCCGGGGAGUCCGAAAGGAGAACAGGACAAGAGCAUCAGCUUCACACCUGCAGAAGCUAUAGAUGAGCAAGGAAUGCAAAACCGAAGCACCACAAGCAAAGCCAGCUCUCUAAGUCUAAGUUACGUGGACAUGAAACCUACCCACUGCAGUACUGAUCAGGAAGAGGAUGUAGAAUCGGCACCACGUGGAAGCACGUCUGAAAAUCCAGUCUCCACAGACAGGGAAGAUAGCCUUGGAGAGGUUGUGACCAAGAAGACAGCUGCUGAUGCAGAAGACACCACUCAAGAGCAUGCACAGGACUAUACAGACAGGUCACACACUCAAGACCCAAAACUAAAAUCCAACACCACAGAACCAACCUUACACAGUGGAUCUAAGGAGUCAAUGAGAACAAACAAUUCUGAAAGCAAAACCCCAGCAAGCCUUAAAGUGUUAAAACUGGCUUCAGCUCAGAACAGCUCAGAAAAGGAAGCUUGUGAAAGUCUGCAAGACACAUUACCAGAUGGCUCACAGGAAAGUGAGAGGGGGGGCAUGGCAACUGAGACGACAGAAGUGAGAAGUUCUCAUCAGGCAGGUAAAAGAACCGAAGAAAAGGCCGACGAUUUUUCUGUGGCCGACACAGACGAUGCGACACUCGACCGGGCACUGGACACUGAGGGUGGACUCGACGAUCUGGAAUCUCUGGAAAGAGCUAAAACUGUUCCCCGAGGACCGCAUCAAGCACAAGGAGAAUCUGAGGAUAGCAAAACAUUUUCACGUACUGCUGCCAGCUCGAACGAGGGCCUUUGCUCAGAUGACACCACAGCAAAGACACAAAUGAAGCUGGGAGGCCAAGUCCCUUCUCCUGCUUGCCCAGCUGUCCAAACCAGCAGUCCAGAAGCAGAACAAACGACACCUGCGGAGGAGGGGGACUCUGUAAAAACCACAGAAGAGGAGCAGACAGCUGGAGGGGCCUGCUGUUCUUCAGAGAGCCCUCAACCAGCCCGCUCUGUGCUUGAGGAGCCACAGAUCACAGAGGGUCUAAAUGACCAGAAGCUGUCAGGCGACCAAGAUACCGGCUCCUGUGACACACUGCAGCACGGGGGUGAGGUCAACCGCAAUGGAAAUCCACUUCCUGGCCUCCGAGUGACCCAGCCUGACGUCACUGACCCGCAGGAGGAGCAGAAAAGGAUGUUUUACGAAGCAGCAGCUGCCAUCGUCCAGACCGUGGUGAGUGCGGCCACCGAGCAGAUCGUCAAGGAGCAGGACCUUCUGGACAAUGGGCUUAAAGGCCCCUCCCCCAGCAAUAAUGACAGCUGCAGCUACCAGGAUCUGGAUCAGCAGCACUGCAGCUAAGCAGAACUGCUCCCAAACCCUUCUGUCUCCUAAUCCUUACGUUUAGGAGAAAGACAACUCAAAAUCUUCAGAAAACUAGGUGGACGUUCGUGUUUUUUUGAGUGAUGUGUGUAAAGUGUAUUAGUUGACAAUAUGAGUAAUUAUUAGUACUACUACAACAGGAGCAGCACAAGUAAUAAUAGGUUUAUCACUAUACUACAUCUGCUCCUACUGUACUGUCAUUAAUGGUCAUUAUUGUAAUGCUUUACUUUAAACCAUCCUAAAUAAUCCUUUUCAGAUUUUAUUUUGGAAGACAUUUUAUUUUUUAAUAAUAAAUGAAAAAAAUAGGAUCUGGUCAAUGAAGUAGGCAUUAAAUGCAAUUGGUUGUCCGUACAGUCAGAAGAGAAGCCGUUUGCAUUUUCAGAAACAAUAAGGAAUACAGUAAUAUGCAUUGAGUUUCUCUUAAUGAUAUUAUGCAAUACUGAAAGUAAAUACAUCUUCACAAGCAAUAAUGAGAAUCGGUAUCCAAGUCUUGAACCGGAAAAAGCAAAGAAAAGCAUUACUUAGUAUUAACCUUGUUCAUUAAUAUCAAAGACGACGCAAAUUGUUUCUAAUUAUUUAAGAUAAAAGACUUCAUAGUCAUCACUCCUACUGUACAUCGCAAGUCUUUACAUGGUUAAGACGAGGAGCAUCUAUGACUCAACCUGCCUCACAAGGCAUUUCUGGUGCAGCAAUAUGAAAAUUCACAUCAACUGUGCAUUUGUGUCCAAAAAAAUAAAUCAUUUCAAAAACAAAA